GGCAACCCUUUCUCUUAUCUCUCUUAUCAGCGAAGGCAGAACUCGGGACAUCUUUAGGUACCUAGUGAUGCCUAGUGAUGGGAUUUUAGUGAUCAUCAUUACGAAGUAGGGAUGUACCGGAUGUACCAUCUCUACCAGGCACAUGCGUAAAGGUACCUGCCACUCUUGGCCAAUCAAAGAGCAAUCGUCUGAAGGAGCUUUCUAACGCCAAAAGUUCACCUACGAAGUAGAGCUUGGGUAACUUGCUUGGGCUGCGGAAGUGAUUGAAGAGAUUCUUUCUACGACCGCGAUGAUGCGCCCUACCACCUCCUCGUGCCUUGUCGGGGCCUUUCGAUCCUUGAACAUUGCGCACACUCCCACGACGCGGCCAUCAAUAAUACCCAGCGCCGCGGCUGCUACUCGAAAGUUCGCAGGGCCGCAAAGUGUCCGACUCUUCUCUGCCUCCGCGCCGAUGUUCGGCAAUUGGCUCGAGCCUCAGCUGGACCGUAAGAAAAAGAUGAUGAAAGGUCGGCCACGAGUUCCCACGGGAGGCUCUACUAAAGGGACGACUGUCGUUUGGGGUGACUAUGGUCUACGUAUGACCGACCACCAUCGCAGAAUUAGUUCGCACAACCUCAAGCUUGCCGAGGACACAAUAAAAGCUCGUUUACGUGGGCAGAAGUAUCGGUUAUAUAAGCGCGUGUGCUGUAACGUCGGCGUCUUCGUUAGCGGUAACGAGAUUCGUAUGGGUAAAGGCAAGGGUAGUUUCGACCAUUGGGCAGCUCGUGUAGCUGUCAAUCAGAUCGUUUUAGAACUCAGGGGAAUGCUACACGAGCAAGUGGUACGCGAUGCGUUCCGUCUAGCUGGCAACAAACUUCCAGGUCAAUGGGAAUUUGUGAAGAAGGGGGAGCCGCCAAUUGUUGGAAUCACAAAGCUGGAUGGUAUCACAUUGGAAGAGCUGAAGAGGCCCAGGCGGAAAGUCUCUGCAGAAACUCUGCGACCCAUUCCUGAACUGGCCGAAGGCAGCCGAAUCCCUCUGGAUCUUCCCUGAACAGCAACAGGCCUGUACUUGUACAAUAUUGAACGAUUAGUGUACAAUAUAACACCAUAUGGCGUACAAUUAAACAUCAAAGCUAAAGAGCAUGUCGACCGAGGUCAAUUUAGCUAUCGAGCAACGACCGAUCGAGUCGUAAGUGUGGCUAGAGGGAAUGGGAUUGGAAUGAGAUUCGGUCUGGGACGGUGUUUUCAUACCUGUUCUAUGUGAUUUGGCAAGUUUGGUAACCUCCUGAUCCUGACUUCGGC
Messenger RNA from Xylaria bambusicola, 1281 nucleotides. Its product is annotated as ribosomal protein L16p/L10e. The transcript is spliced from 3 exons. Bases 290 to 1030 code for a protein of 246 amino acids. NCBI's taxonomy places the organism in Eukaryota, Fungi, Ascomycota, Sordariomycetes, Xylariales, Xylariaceae. The record is from RefSeq and is a predicted model, not a curated record. Gene Ontology annotation, biological process: mitochondrial translation. Gene Ontology annotation, molecular function: structural constituent of ribosome; rRNA binding. Gene Ontology annotation, cellular component: mitochondrial large ribosomal subunit; ribosome.